This is a messenger RNA of Fragaria vesca subsp. vesca, 1782 nucleotides long. RefSeq lists its product as uncharacterized. The coding region runs from base 8 to 1507 and encodes 499 amino acids. The record is from RefSeq and is a predicted model, not a curated record. Lineage: Eukaryota; Viridiplantae; Streptophyta; Magnoliopsida; Rosales; Rosaceae. The transcript is spliced from 2 exons.
AAAUUCCAUGGCUUCUUCUGGAUUUCCUGACAUAUUUUCAUGGAUUCAGAGCCUUCCACCAAUCUCUCAAUGGCCACCAAAAAGUUCCAUCGUCUCCAUCUCCUUAUGCUCCUCUUCAACCUCAUCUCAACCACCUCUCAAACUUUCCAUAUCUAAAAACCCUCAAACUCCAACUCUCUCCUUCUCCAUAGUCGCAGACUACAAUCUCCCUAUUGCGCUUUGGACCUCGAAACACUUCAAGUAUAGCCCCAGUAAUAUCAAGCCUAUAAAUCAAGAAAUCAUUUCGAUUCUCCUAGUCAAUGUCAUUGAAGAUGUCCUUCACUAUGGAUCAAAGAAGAAUAACUUCUUGAUCAAGUUUCUCAAGCUAGACACCAUUCCCAACUUGGAAGAAGUCUUCAACCUCUCACUUCUCGCUCUUGUGUUCCUCGUUUGCAUCUACGAAGCCCCUGCAGCCCUUCGCUCCAGAUGUCUCAACAUUCUCAAGAAUUACUUGGCAGAUUGCUGGUCAAGACAGGCUUCGAAGUCGCUGAUGAAGCUUUUAGGAUCAAAUUUGGAAGAGGAAUGGAUGCGGUCCAUGAACCUUGCGAUUACUAAUUGGAUUGUGGAACACCAAGCAGAACAGAGAACCCUCAAAACACCAUCACCACUUUUCUCUUACGCAAUUUCGACAUUUGGGUUGUGGAAAGUGCAGUUGUAUUGUCCUGUCAUAGCCAUGGACAUUGAAAAAUCUAGCAGCCCUUCUUCUGGUGAUGAGAGGCUGCAAUUCUCUCUGAAUUACCACCAGCUUGAGGGUGUUCUUCAGUUCAAUUACAAAGUCAUAGUGAAAGAGAGGUGGAUUGAUGUGAUGCUAAACGUUGAUAACAUAAGGUGUGAUAUUGUUAGGCUUGUGAAUGAGACUUUAAUGAGGGAACGAGGCGCCGGGACAGGUGAAAAGCACUUCCCAUCAAGGAUCUCAUUACAAGUUACUCCAACUCGACAAGCCAAUGUGGCGAGUGUUUCAGUGAGCAAGUCUUCCGAGAACCCUGCAAGAGAGAUUGGCAAAGAAAAGGGCAUAGAGGGUUCGUUCGAACCCCCAAACCCUUACUUGGCAAUCAGGGUAGCUGCUAAUGAGACCAUAACAAUGAGCUUGAAGCCGUGGAAGUUUGAGGAAUCCGUGUACGGUUACAGUGCAAAUCUGAAUUGGUUUCUCCAUGAUAGUGUGGAUGGAAGGGAGGUCUUCUCUUCCAAGCCAUCAAAGUGUAAACUGAUCAACCCCAAGUCUUGGUUCAGAGACAGGUACUCUAGUGCUUACAGGCCCUUCACUAGGCAAGGAGGAGUCAUAUUUGCUGGUGAUGAGUAUGGAGAGGGUGUGAUGUGGAAAGUGGACAAGGCUGCCAUGGGAAAGACUAUGGAAUGGGAAAUUAGAGGGUGGAUUUGGUUAACUUAUUGGCCUAACAAACAUAGAACAUUCUAUACUGAAACUAGGAGGCUGGAGUUUAGGGAAAUCCUCAAAAUUACAAUAGCUUAAAUAAUCUUUGAGUGGUUUCUCAUAAUCCCUAUUCCCAUAUGAUGGAGGACUUGUAACUCUAGUGUUAAUAAAGCUAACACAGACACAAGUGACACAACCUAUUGAGGCAAGCCAGCUCAAAUUGCCUGCUGAUCCUAUUGUCUUCUAUUCUUUUGUUGUACCAAAAAAAAAUUGUAUGAAAUUGAUUGAUCUUAUUUGUUGAUUUUCCUUUUGAACAUAUUAUCAUAUAUGCUACGAUCGUUAGAUUGGAAUCGAAUUACAUGAGAGAUAUUACA